AUGGUCAACAACAAGAUCAACGACCUCUUCAACGUCACAGGCCUGGUAGCUGUUGUUACUGGAGGCGGAUCGGGCCUAGGUCUCUACGCUGCUCGUGCAUUAGAUGCGAAUGGCGCGAAGGCUGUCUAUAUUAUUGGUCGUCGAGAGACCACCUUAAACGAGGCUGCCAAGACUGCUGUCAAUGGUAACAUCAAGCCCAUUGUCGGCGACGCAAGUAAUAAAGCGUCACUCCAGAAAAUCGUCAAGCAGGUCCAGGAGGAGCAAGGCUUCAUUAACCUCUUGUUCGCGAACGCGGGUAUUGGUGGACCAAAAGAUGCCUCGUCACUGGGCGGCUCGACGGAGAAGAUGACCGUCAAAGAGUACCGCGACACGCUGUGGGGCAAUGCCGAGCCCGAGAACUAUACACAAACGUACCAUGUCAACUGUACGGGCGUCUACUACACUUCUCUGGCUUUCUUGGAGCUCCUUGACGCAGGUAAUAAGAAGCGCAACGUACCUCAGGAUAGCCAAAUCUUGGUUACGAGCUCGAUCGCAGGCUUCAGUCGUGCAUUAGCCUCGAGCUUUGCUUACAGCACUUCCAAAGCGGCUGUCAACCAUCUUGUUAAGAUGAUGAGCACUUCUUUUGCGCAGCAGGGGUUUCAUAUACGGGCUAAUGUUGUGGCACCUGGCCUGUAUCCGAGUGAGAUGACAACUAGUUCCACCUCGAACAUGGACAAGUUUGGCGGCGUGCCAGGUCAUGACGGUGCGUUCGCGGACGCUCAUGUGAUGGAUCCGAAGAGAUCUCCCUCAGAACGGACAGGCAGUGAACAAGAUUUUGCGGGGUUGAUUCUCUUCAUGGCGAGUCAGGCCGGUGCGUAUCUGAAUGGUGAAACGAUGGUGACCGAUGGAGGAAGAUUGGCGCAGCUACCUGCGACCUACUAA
Molecule: messenger RNA, 921 nt
Organism: Recurvomyces mirabilis
Lineage: Eukaryota; Fungi; Ascomycota; Dothideomycetes; Mycosphaerellales; Teratosphaeriaceae
Exons: 2
Coding region: 1-921 (306 amino acids)
Molecular function (GO): oxidoreductase activity
Source: RefSeq, a predicted model, not a curated record